UCCUCCAGGUCCUGCACAUUCUCUGCUUUUCCAGCAUCUUCUGCAUAUUUGAGUCCUUUCCAACAGUGUCUAUAUGAUGCUGAGAUCCAUCUUUUCACACUGAGGACAACUGAGGAACAAAAGGCGCAAACAUUCACGGAUGCUCAAGAAGGCAACACGAUACAUUAAGAGCCAGGGGGGUGUAAACUUUUGAACAGGAUGAUCGGUGUAAAUUGUUAUUAUUUUGUUUAAAUAUCUUUUUUUCCCCCAUUUAGUACCGCCGUUCAGACGCUAAAUCAGAUAGUUACAUGUCUCCCAGAAGACAAAAUACUAACAAUUUCUUAAUGUACCGUGUUGCCUUCUUGAGCAUCAGUGAAUGCUAUGUAUAAAAAGAAAAUAUAUUUUAUGUACACAGUACACACUUUCUAUUUGAGGGGGAAAACAUAAUAUAAAACCGCACACAAUUAUAACCUGUUCAACAAUAGCAGGCAAAUUUGUAGACACCUAUUUUGGGUCCCGUCGUGGGUCCUAAACGUGGCAUCCGCUGUACACAAACAUGGCGGCUGGGUGAAACGUUUGGAGACUUUCGUUGUAGCUUUAGUAGAAAUGCAAACAUUUGUUAGUGUAAACGUUUAUAGUUUAUAUGUAAAGGUGUUAUAUUUGCGAAAAUGGCUUCGUGGGCUGGGUUUUCAGAAGAAGAACUGCGGAGGAUGCAGCAGAAAGGCGAGUCGAAUGAGAGUGUAGGCUCUUCGUUUGGCCGCGGCCGGAGAUCCGCUCCUACUAACCGGAGCAGGCAGCAGCUGCAGCGGGAGAAGGCUCUACAGAUGGCCGCUAAACACAAAGCGGCUCUCAGCGGCUCUGCGAUAUCUCCUGAGCAGCAGCUUCAACCUUCAACACCACCCGCUCCUUGUCAGACAAAUCCUGACAAAGUGCCAAAGCAAGAGCUACAACAGGCGGAACCAGAAUCUGGCCCGCUCGACUCAGAAGAUCCUCCAUCUGCAGUGAAGGAACUGGACAAACAGGAAGUGGAAUUACGAGAGAAGACCCGUCUGGAGCACCUUCAGUGGGAACAGCGAGUGAUGGAAGAGAAGAAUAAAAGAACCAAAGCCCUCCUUGCUAAGACCAUUGCUGAAAAAUCUAAGCAGACACAAGCUGAAUCGGUAAAAUUGAAGAAAAUCCAAAAGGAGCUCCAGGCUCUGGAUGAUUCUGUAUCGAGUGAUAUCGGUGUCCUCAGGAGGCUGAUCGAGCAGGCCAGCCUGGAGUAUUCCAUAGCAUGGAAGCGUUUGGAAAAGUCAGAGACCGAGUAUGUGGCAGCCAAGUUAGACCUGCACAAGAAGACCGAGGUUAAGGAGCAGCUAACCGAGCACCUCUGUGCCAUCAUCCAGCAGAACGAGCUGCGCAAGGCACGCAAGCUGGAGGAGCUGAUGCUACAGCUCGAGCUCAGCACAGAGCAGGUGUCCCAGGGAGCGCACGAGGAGGUGUGCGGUGAGAGAGAAAGCCCCGGCCACCCUGCUACGGUCAACGAGACUAAAGUGAAAAGUGACGAGCAGAUUCAAACAGACUGCGCGGAUAUUAGCGUAGCGAGCGAUGUGACUGUAACAAGGACAAGCGAAGGCCAGGAGAGGGAACUGCUCACAGCUACUGCGAGUGACAAGGGCUAGUUUCUUGUCUUUUAUUACAGAUACACAGCCAGGAGCAUGGGCUACUUCCAUGUGUAGAUGACCAGUACACUCAGAUAAUCUAGUAAAAUCACCUUAUUAGUAAUGAUGGUAGUAGUUAUAGUAUUAUUUAUUAUGGUGGAGGGAGUAUGAAGAAACUUGGCUACAGCUUAAGACUUUAACAAGUGUGUUUUUCUUUCUUUUUUUUUUUUUUUUUAAAAAAAAAUUCACUUUGCUAUAUACAGCUUAGAUUUUCAUGCAAAUGCAGACCUUUUGUUAAAACACUAGUGUAACACUAUGUUCUAUAGUCUAUAUCAAACUUUUAUUAUUGAGCAGUUUCGUGAACACUGUGCUGAAAUGCGAUACUUGAAAGUUGCAAGUGGCAAGGCUGUGUGAAAGCAGCCGAUGUUUAAACUUGAAACUGCAUGACAGACAAGCAACUCUGAGGUUAUAUCAUGCAAAGCCGUGAUUAUUACGGGAAGAGCCAACAGCCACGACGUAUUCAUGUGCCAUUUUUUUUUCCUUCCUUAUGAAUUAUUCAGGAAAGAGAAUAGACCGGGCAAAGUAUUUAACUGGUCUUAAAGUGAUAUGUUUAUAAUUCAUGGAGAUUAUUCACCCUGCUUCCACAAGAGUGACUUUGACUGUUGCUGUAUUUUGACAAAAGGUUCUUCAGUCAAAAUUUUGAACGUUAUUAAUUUUUCAUUAAGAUGGAAAGCCAAGUGUAAAGCAAUGGAUUUUAUAUAUGUUUUGAAUUGAUGGAGAAAUUUAUUGAUUCCUUUCUGUCCUUUUUUUUUUAUGUUGAUCAAGUAAUAACACUACAUUAUGUUUCUCAGAGAUUUGAGAUAUAUAUUUAUAUACCAAUUACACUAUUUUUACAUGUUUGAUGCAUGUAAAUAAAAGAAAUGUACAUGUUUGAAUUUGUUGCCUUGGUUUUUGCCUUGCAGUAAUGUUUGAGUUUUGUAGCAUUGGAAAGUUGUUUAAGUAUGUUGAGGAUUUUGGAGGCUCCAGGUUGCAGGUAUUUAAAACAAAAAAUUUUAAACACUCGUUCCUAUACUUUAUCCACUCUACAAACUUUUUUUUUUAAAGAAGGGUCACAUCUGGACAUCUGUACAUGCAAGACCAUAAAUUUAGUUUAUUUAAUGAGCCUAUCAGUGAGCACUUCUAGAGGUCGAUGAGCAUCUGCUGGUGAAUUACAGAAUUAUGACCAUCACAAUACACUCACGUUACUUUUGGUCUUUAAACUGGUUUAUGUGCUGGUCUUUGCUUAGAUAAUAACACCAGUGUCUGCUGGUGCACGAGAGAGAAGGUGUAUGUACACCACCUGAGUGUCUGCAGGGAAGUUUUUUUUCCUGUAAAGGCAGGUUUACCAGCAUGCAAAUAUUUGGUGGCUUUACUAAAUGUUUUUGACUUGAAGUACAUUAAAAAACAUAUGCUGUUAGGGUCGAGCUAUACAGCGAUUAUAAUAUCAAUCAUGCUAAAUUAUGUCACAAUAUUCUUUUCUGAGAUAUGUAUAUCAUGUCUUUUUAUUAAAUGUAUUUCUUUUUUUCCCUUUUUUUUUUUUGAAUAAUUACAGCUUGACUGGAAGCAGCUGAAUUGAUUAACAGUUUGUACUUUAAUUUUUUGCAACGUUUUAAACUUUUUUUCUUCUAAUUUUUACCUUUUCUGUGUUAAAUAUGUAUUUAUCAUUAAAAUGUUAUUCUAUAUAGCAUUUUUAAACAAAACAAAAAUGUAUUUUUGUUGACUUUUUUUUAAACCAACAUUACUGUAUUGCUGGCAAUUUAUUCACAAAUCUAUGUAUCCUGAUGCAUAUUGUGUAUUGUCGAAAUGUCUUUGACAAUCUGGGUUUUUCAAUUUUUAUAUAUUUUUUUUUUACAUCACAUCACCCACCCUUAAUGUAGGCAGUAUUUUCUGGCAUCGCUUGCAUGUAAAGACGAAGAGCAGUCUAAGCCUACCAUCAUGCCAAAGUUAAUUCCUAAAAAGCAAAGUUAUUGUGUAAACAUGCCGAGAAAAGAAUUCCAAGGCAGUCAGUAUUGUUAUUAAAGGGAAGGGAAAAUGGGCAAUCUGAAAUCUUUUAACUGAAUAGGCACCUUCAUUGUUUUCCUUGUGACAGCGAUGCACUGUUCAAUGUUUGUGCACUUUUUCCCUAAUGUUCUCACAAUGGGUGCGUGUGUUUCUAAAAUGCUGUUCACUUAUAUGAGCUGUUUGUUCUGUACUUCUGCCUGUGCUCCUUUUUUUCUGACAUGAUUGUGUUGUCUUGUGAUGUCAUCUGCUCUAUGGAUCUGCUUCUUUUAAGCAGUAAUUGCUUUUUUUUUUUUGCUUUAUUGAUCAAAUUAAGACCGUCUCACAUUGGAAGCAUUCACCUUGUAUAUUUAUCCACCGUGCUCCAUGUUAAAUAGUUUGCAUUAAUGAUAAAUUCAUAAAGUACAGUGCUGUGAAAAAGUAUUUGCCACAUCCUGAUUUCUUCUGUUUUUGUGUAUAUCUUAUAGUAAAUUGUUUCAGAAAUGCAAACAAAGUUGAAAUGCAUCAGUCUGGGAAGGGUUACAAAGUUAUUUCAAAGGCUCUGGGACUCCAAAGGACCACAGUGAGAGACAUUAUCUUCAAAUGGAAAAACUCUGCACAGUAGUGAACCUUCCCAGAAGUGACCGACCUUCCAAAAUUCCUCCAAGAGCACAGCAACGACUCAUCCAGGAAGACACAAAAGAGCCAAGGACAACAUCAAAGGACCUACAGGCCUCUCUUACAUCAAUAAAGGUCAGUGUUCAUGACUCCACUAUCACAAAGACACUGGACAAAAAUGGCUUCCAUGGAAGAGUGACGAGGUGAAAACCA
Messenger RNA from Ictalurus furcatus (blue catfish), 4466 nucleotides. It is a transcript of the gene gorab, whose product is annotated as golgin, rab6-interacting. The coding region runs from base 648 to 1640 and encodes 330 amino acids. The record is from RefSeq and is a predicted model, not a curated record. Gene Ontology annotation, biological process: non-motile cilium assembly. The transcript is spliced from 5 exons. Lineage: Eukaryota; Metazoa; Chordata; Actinopteri; Siluriformes; Ictaluridae.